This is a messenger RNA of Galeopterus variegatus (Sunda flying lemur), 3315 nucleotides long. RefSeq names its product MORC family CW-type zinc finger 2 (gene MORC2). Lineage: Eukaryota; Metazoa; Chordata; Mammalia; Dermoptera; Cynocephalidae. The record is from RefSeq and is a predicted model, not a curated record. Bases 24 to 3119 code for a protein of 1031 amino acids. Gene Ontology annotation, cellular component: nucleus. Gene Ontology annotation, molecular function: zinc ion binding. The transcript has 27 exons.
AGGCUCAAGACCUCAUUGCAGUCAUGGCUUUCACAAACUACAGCAGUCUGAAUCGAGCUCAGCUAACCUUUGAGUAUCUGCACACAAAUUCAACCACUCAUGAAUUUUUGUUUGGUGCUCUUGCUGAACUGGUUGAUAAUGCAAGGGAUGCUGAUGCCACCAGAAUAGAUAUUUAUGCAGAAAGGCGAGAGGACCUUCGAGGAAGAUUUAUGCUUUGCUUUUUGGACGAUGGAGCAGGAAUGGAUCCGAGUGAUGCUGCCAGUGUGAUCCAGUUUGGGAAGUCGGCCAAACGAACACCUGAGUCCACCCAGAUUGGGCAGUACGGGAAUGGGUUAAAAUCGGGCUCAAUGCGCAUUGGGAAGGAUUUUAUCCUCUUCACCAAGAAGGAAGACACCAUGACCUGCCUUUUCCUGUCUCGCACCUUUCAUGAGGAAGAAGGCAUUGAUGAAGUGAUAGUCCCGUUGCCCACCUGGAAUGCUCAGACCCGGGAACCUGUCACAGACAAUGUGGAGAAGUUUGCCAUUGAAACAGAACUCAUCUACAAGUACUCUCCCUUCCACACUGAGGAGGAAGUGAUGGCCCAGUUCAUGAAGAUUCCUGGGGACAGUGGAACACUGGUGAUCAUCUUCAAUCUCAAACUCAUGGAUAACGGAGAGCCAGAACUAGAUAUAAUCUCAGAUCCAAGAGAUAUCCAGAUGGCAGAGACCUCCCCAGAGGGCACGAAGCCAGAGCGGCGCUCAUUCCGUGCCUAUGCUGCUGUCCUUUAUAUCGAUCCCCGGAUGAGGAUCUUCAUCCACGGGCACAAGGUGCAGACCAAGAGGCUCUCCUGCUGCCUAUACAAGCCCAGGAUGUACAAGUACACAUCAAGCCGUUUCAAGACCCGUGCUGAGCAGGAGGUGAAGAAGGCAGAACACGUAGCACGGAUUGCUGAAGAUAAGGCACGGGAGGCAGAGAGCAAAGCUCGGACCUUGGAAGUACGCCUGGGUGGAGACCUCACACGGGACUCCAGGGUGAUGUUGCGACAGGUCCAGAACACAGCCCUCACCCUGCGCAGAGAAGCUGAUGUCAAGAAGAGGAUCAAGGAGGCCAAGCAGCGAGCAUUGAAAGAACCUAAGGAACUAAAUUUUGUUUUUGGGGUCAACAUUGAACACCGGUACUUGGAUGGCAUGUUCAUCUACAACUGUAGCCGCUUGAUCAAGAUGUAUGAGAAAGUGGGCCCACAGCUGGAAGGAGGCAUGGCAUGUGGUGGGGUUGUUGGUGUUGUUGAUGUGCCCUACCUGGUUCUGGAGCCUACACACAACAAGCAGGACUUUGCUGAUGCCAAAGAGUACCGGCACCUGCUGCGGGCCAUGGGGGAGCACCUGGCGCAGUACUGGAAGGACAUUGCGAUUGCCCAGCGGGGAAUCAUCAAGUUCUGGGAUGAGUUUGGCUACCUCUCUGCCAACUGGAACCAGCCCCCAUCCAGUGAGCUGCGUUACAAACGCCGGAGAGCUAUGGAAAUACCUACCACUAUCCAGUGCGAUUUGUGUCUGAAGUGGAGGACCCUCCCCUUCCAGCUGAGUUCUGUGGAAAAAGAUUAUCCUGACACCUGGGUUUGUUCCAUGAACCCUGAUCCUGAGCAGGACCGAUGUGAGGCUUCUGAACAGAAGCAGAAGGUUCCACUGGGAACAUUCAAAAAGGACCCGAAGACUCAGGAAGAGAAGCAGAAGCAGCUGACAGAGAAAAUUCGCCAGCAGCAGGAGAAGCUGGAGGCCCUUCAGAAAACCACACCCAUCCGUUCCCAGGCUGACCUGAAGAAACUGCCUUUAGAAGUGACCACCAGACCUCCCACUGAGGAACCUGCACGUAGACCUCAGCGUCCUCGGUCUCCCCCUUUACCUGCUGUGAUCAAGAAUGCCCCGAGUAGACCCCCUUCCCUGCAAGCUCCCAGACCACCCAGCCAGCCCCGAAGGGCUCCUAUCAUCAGCAGCGCCUCAAAGCCUCCUGUCUUGGCAGCCCGUGAGGAGGCCAGUACAUCCAGGCUGCUCCAGCCCCCUGAAGCACCCCGAAAGCCUGUGAACACUCUGGUCAAGACUGCACCCCGGCCUGCUCCUCUGGUGCAGCCACUAUCACCAUCUCUACUGCCCAACUCCAAGAGCCCUCGGGAGGUCCCUGCCCCCAAAGUCAUGAAGACUCCGGUGGUCAAGAAGCCAGAGCUGCCCACUAAACUCUCCCUGGCUACCCCUGUUCGAAAGCGGAGUGUGGGGGUCUCUGAUGAGGAAGAAGCCGAGGAAGAGGCUGAGAGGAGGAAGGAGAGGAGCAAGCGGGGCAAAUUUGCUGUGAAGGAAGAAAAGGAUUUGAAUGAGCUCUCAGACAGUGCUGGGGAAGAGGAGCCAGCUGACCUCAAGAGGGCUCAGAAAGAUAAAGGGCUGCAUGUGGAGGUCCGUGUGAACAGGGAGUGGUACACAGGCCGUGUCACAGCCGUGGAGGUGGGCAAGCAUGUGGUGCGGUGGAAAGUGAAGUUUGACUAUGUGCCUACAGACACGACACCACGAGACCGCUGGGUGGAGAAAGGCAGUGAGGAUGUACGGCUGAUGAAGCCCCCUUCUCCAGAAUAUCAGAGCCCUGACACGCAGCAGGAGGGUGGGGAGGAGGAGGAAGCCAUGGUGCCCCAGCAGGCUGUAGCCAUGGCAGAACCCUCCAUUUCAGACUGCAUCCGCAUUGAGCCUGACACCACUGCCCCGAGCACCCACCAUGAGACCAUUGACCUGCUCGUCCAGAUCCUCCGGAAUUGUUUACGGUACUUUCUGCCUCCGAGUUUCCCCAUCUCCAAGAAGGAGCUGAGUGCUAUGAAUUCAGAUGAGCUAAUAUCUUUCCCUUUGAAAGAGUACUUCAAGCAGUAUGAAGUGGGACUCCAGAAUCUGUGCCGUUCCUACCAGAGCCGUGCUGACUCACGGGCCCAGGCCUCAGAGGAGAACCUGCGUACCUCUGAGAGAAAGCUCCGUGAGACAGAGGAGAAGCUGCAGAAGCUGAGGACCAACAUCGUGGCUCUCCUGCAAAAGGUGCAGGAGGACAUAGAUAUCAACACAGAUGAUGAGCUGGAUGCCUACAUCGAGGACCUCAUCACCAAGGGGGACUGAGGAGCUAGGAGCUCCCCUGCCCACCUGCCCCUCAAUGCAGCAGCUUCUGGAGGGUGGGCCAUUCAUGGGUUGGUGGACUGACCUUGGUUUGACUCACAUGGGACAUUUGUGCUUUUGGAGGGAAAGAUACUCUGAUUCUUUGAAUCUUCCUCCCUAAGUUUAUAAAUAUUUAUUUUUUAAAAGAAACAAGAUGCUG